AUACAGGGAUUGUAAUAUUUGUAGGUCAGAAACAUUGGUUGUGAAAGCUAGAACUUUAAAAUCACUUGGACACUGGAACAUUGCUCUGCUCAACAUGGAACAGGUAAUAUUUUAUACCGCUGAAGAUAAUUUGUAUUGUUGUGUUGCAGGUGCUGAAGUGAAUUUGUGGUGCGGUGUUGCAGGUGUGGUAUGUAAUAUAAAACUUUGAAAGAUGGGGGGAUAUCAUAUGGAUGGGCACAAUUAUUCAAUUCUACUCCAAAUUAGUUGAACAUAGCUGCCCUGCUUCCUAACCAUGCACCAGGUGGACUGUAGGAUGCAGCAUUGCUCAUGUACCAGUUUUGUUGUUCAUUUUGUAGAAACCCAUUCUGCUGUGCUUGUCUUCAUGUUGGCUACAAAAAUUUGUAUUUCAUCAGCUUCACCUCUAUUUACUUAGCAAAAAUUGCUAUAUAGGUGACGUCCAAACAGAUUGUAAUGUAAUUUGAGUCUGAAAUAUUCUAAAAGAAAGUAUUUGUAUGUAGUAUAUAGACUAGUAAGUACCUAUAGCAAGUGACUACCAAUCCUUAAUGUUCCUAAUGGUUGACUAUCAUUUUGUUGCCUAAUCAAGUCCUGAACCAUUGCCAUGGAUGUAAUAAAUAUUGUAUCAUAUAAAGAGGAAAUAAAAGCAAAAAUACAAGAGGAUUUGCAGGAUUCUAUUUCACACCUUCAAAGACAUAAUGAUGAACUCCUUGAUCUAUUGAAGAGUUUGCUGCUUGCUGAAAAUCAGGUAACUGAGAGCCUCACAACUAGCAGGAAACAAGUGAAAGAGUCAUGCUCAAAGCUAAGGCAACUGCUUCUCGAAGUUGUUAGUACAAGAGAACAAGAACUUCUUGCAAAACUUGAACAAGUGGAAGAAGAGGCACUGUCACCUCUUCUUGACUGCAAAAAGCUUCUCUCUGAGUCCCUGAGAAGCUCCCAAGAACUGCUAGAACAUGGCCAGGUGCUGUCUUCUGAAGCUGGCAGGAGUUAUGAACCUGGCAAACACAGCUCCAGCAAUACUCAUGUUAUGAUCACCAAAGAAUCGAUCUCAAAAUUUCAAAAGCAAGCUGCACUUAGAAAUUGCCUGCCCAGUGUGCCAGAUCUGCAUGGUGUAGUCUCAGUCAGCGUUACGUUCACUGCUUCUAUUCCUGCCUUACUCACAUCACUACUACAGCAAUAUGGUGAAGUGCGGUGGCUUGGACCGGUGCAGAUCACCUCUGUUUUUGAAAAACCUGGAGCCCUUAUGGUGCACUGGGAAGAGAUAUCAUCAGAAGUGGAUGAUGACGAAGGUGAUGAGGAACAGCGUGAGUUUGUCCUUCAAUGUAGCGGUGCUGACGAAGAAUUAGAGUUUGCCCACUACCGCACUGUGUACACUGGCCCUGAUGACAGCUUCCUCCUGCAGCAGUUGUGCACUGGUGCCAAGUAUUGGCUCAGAGUCGCCCACUUGAUUGAUAAGAAUUUGGCUAGGACUUGUAAAGUGUGUGGUGCAGGACCUGCCAAGCCUGUUGAACGAUCCACCACUACUGAAGUUUGUGCCGAUGUUUGUGCCUGGAGUUUGCCACGACAAUCCAGCACUAGUUUACCUCACUACCGCUGGGGUGAUAGUGAAGACUGGCGAGUAGCAGACGAUGGAAGACUGGCGACUAAAGUAAACAGCAGUGCAUCGGUCUUGUGUUCUGCUGCUGCACAAGUUAUGCCCGGGUACUCAAUCUCUCUGCAGAUCGUAUCAGGCAAUGAAGGUUGCUGUGACGAAGGCAUGGCUAUCAGUUGGCAGGCGCUGGCGUCGCCAGACGCUCUCACCGCGCCUGGGACAAUUUUCCUCAGCGCUACCGGCAGUGUCAUAGUGGACGGCGACUCGCGUUCUAUGAAACUGCCCUGCCUGUCGCAGGGCAGCGUCGUGACCGUCAUCGUCGAGCCCACGAGCUGUUCCUCGAGACUCCGCGUGCAUACGGAGACAGGGGGCAAGCGGGUUACGUACGACUGGCCAGUACCUGAGAAGUUUGCCGCUGAUCCACGCCUUUACUUCUGUGCCUGUUUCUCGGGACCUGCCUGGGCUGUGCGAGUUUUUUGAAGAACUAGAUUAAGUUUCAUUUGUGUUGAGUGAUUAGUCAUUUCAAGUAUUGUUUAUAAUUGUGAUCCUGCUUAUGCUGUUUACGAUUUAAGCCGGACGCAUUCAACGUUAAGAAUCAAACUCUAUUGUGUGUGAUGAUGCUAUGUAUACUGCAUAAAUUUUAUUAUCAUUUUACUAAUGACAAUUUCAUUAGAAAUAAUGAACGGGAAUAAUCUAUCGCACAACGUUCCUGGUGAAAUGCUGUUCAUCUUCCGAUUUGUCUUGUUACUGCUCAUGAACAUCUCAAAUUUUAGCUGUUGUCAACAAGGUAUUAACUAUCAAAUAGGCAGGAAUUAAUAAAUGAUCUAACGUGCACGCUGUAGUUAGAAACUUUUUACGCGACAAUGUGUUAUUGUUUC
Hyalella azteca is the source of this 2484-nucleotide messenger RNA. Its product is annotated as cytokine receptor-like factor 3. The transcript is spliced from 10 exons. Bases 620 to 2086 code for a protein of 488 amino acids. The record is from RefSeq and is a predicted model, not a curated record. Lineage: Eukaryota; Metazoa; Arthropoda; Malacostraca; Amphipoda; Hyalellidae.